AAGACAGUGAUGGGCGGGGUCUGAGGAGUUUACUAAACCAGGUGAGCCAGACUGGGCACACAGGACACCUGACUGCAUUCAUUCUGCAGUCUUCAGGAACUCCGAGGACAGCGUCGGGUGUCUCGCUCUCGAUGGAUGGUUCUGGUCUUGCAGAUGCCAAAAGAAUGUCAUGAUUGGUCGAGGUUUAUUCUUUCAGAGCUCAAGUUUGUCAUCUUUUUGUGGAUUUCUUUGUUCUACCUAUGGAAACAGUUUCUGCGCAUUUAAACUAAAUUUAGGUCAGUUGCGCAAAUACUUUCACUGAAAAGAGUGCGCUGUGCGUUCAGGUGUUUAUCUCUAAUUUGCGGUGGAGCGCAUUUGCGGGGGAGUUGGUUGAACCACUGCGAUAUCCUGGUAUGCUCACGUCUGCCUUAUUCCCACCGGGUUGUGUGUUCUUUUUUGAGGAUAGUAGCCUAGUCUGUUUAUGUCAUUACCACUUUAUCAAUAUUUUGUCAUUAGGCUACAUCAUAUUUGUUCUGCUUACUUUUUAACUGAGAGUCCUGAGGCAGUCUACCCUUGCCUAGGCUAUAGGCUCAACAGUGCAUAAGCUAGUCUUGAUUAGUCCAGCGCUUAAUUUUGGACAAAAAUGACUGCUAGCCCUGGACUCAGUGGCAACAGUGUUCUGACGGACAGCCCAACAGACGAAGACGACGGAGGGCAGGCCGUUGGCCUAAAAAAGCAGAUUGGUCUCGUCAGCGCAUGUGGAAUCAUUAUCGGCAACAUCAUUGGGUCUGGGAUCUUUGUCAGUCCAAAGGGGGUUUUGGAGAAUGCCAGUUCAGUAGGCCUGUCACUCAUAGUGUGGGCAGUGACUGGCAUUAUCACAGCCAUUGGAGCCCUUUGCUAUGCUGAGCUUGGUGUGACAAUCCCCAAGUCAGGUGGUGACUAUUACUAUGUUAAGGACAUAUUUGGUGAAGUUGCAGGGUUUCUGAGGCUAUGGAUUGCAGUGCUGGUCAUCUACCCCACCAACCAGGCAGUCAUUGCACUCACAUUCUCUAACUACAUCCUGCAGCCCCUGUUCCCCUCCUGCUUUCCCCCGGAGAGCAGCCUGCGACUGCUGGCCGCCGUCUGUCUUUUGUUGCUAACCUGGGUGAACUGCUUCAGUGUGAACUGGGCCACCCGUGUGCAGGAUGUGUUCACGGCUGGGAAGCUGCUAGCCCUGGGUCUCAUCAUCUGCAUGGGAUUAGUCCAGAUCUGCAAGGGGGAACAUUACUGGCUAGAGCCAGCACAUGCCUUUGACACUCAGCAGGACUAUGAUGUCGGAAGAGUUGCUUUGGCUUUCCUGCAAGGUUCUUUUGCCUAUGGAGGCUGGAAUUUCCUUAACUAUGUUACAGAGGAGCUCAUUGAUCCAUACAGGAACCUCCCUCGUGCAAUCUACAUCUCCAUCCCUGUGGUGACAUUUGUGUAUGUGUUCGCUAAUGUUGCGUAUAUCACGGCCAUGAGUCCUCAGGAGCUGCUGGCCUCCAACGCCGUGGCUGUGACGUUUGGGCAGAAGUUAUUGGGAGUGAUGUCAUGGAUCAUGCCUGUUUCCGUUGCGCUGUCCACAUUCGGAGGGGUCAACGGCUCCCUCUUCACUUCGUCUCGCUUGUUUUUCGCUGGAGCGAGGGAAGGACAUCUACCGCGUUUGCUUGCCAUGAUCCACUUGGAGCGCUGCACCCCAAUCCCAGCAUUGCUUUUCACUUGUCUGUCAACACUCCUGAUGCUGUGCACCAGUGACAUGUACACGCUGAUCAAUUAUGUCGGCUUCAUAAACUAUUUGUUUUAUGGAGUCACAGUCGCUGGGCAGAUUGUACUGCGCUUCAGGCAACCUGAUCUGUAUCGCCCAAUCAAGGUAAACCUGAUGUGGCCAGUGAUCUACCUGUUGUUCUGGGCCUUCCUGCUGGUCUUCUCUCUGUACUCAGAGCCUAUUGUGUGUGGCACUGGCGUUGCGAUCAUGCUGACUGGCAUUCCUGUCUAUUUUCUCUGUGUGUACUGGGACAGCAAACCAAAGAGCGUCAAUAUUGCUAUUGCUGCUGUUACACACUUGAUUCAGAAGCUCUGCAGGGUUGUCUUCCCCUCAGAAGACGAGAGCAGAGAGACUGUCACUAGUAAUGAGACAGAAAAUUUGAACAACUCAUGCAGCAAAAGGUCAGCAUAGUUCUGUCCAUGCAGAUGCAGAGCGUGUGUUGGCUCUGGCUGAAGAGGAAAGGUCCAUCUCACAGAAUCCGCUCUGUUGCAUUCAAAGGGUCAAAGAGCAGCUAAUCUAUUAUCUCUUGUCUUUGUUUUUUUUUAUUUAUGUCUGUCCAUGUAUGUCUGUCUAUAGUCUCAUGACUUGAUCUGUGUCUGCUAUUCAACAUUAUGUUUACAUCUAUAUUACUUUUGAAUAAGUUCAUUUUAAGCUUGACCAACUUUAAUGAACUUUUAGUUUCACAGGAAAGGACCAUUUGCAUAGUGCCUUCAAACACUCUCAAUGCGGCUUCCUUAAGCUACUGACUGAAUGAAAUAUUACAUGCAUUUCAAAAUAUAUUAUGGCCUUACCUUACCAGAGGAAGUGUUAUUUUAAUGUAUUUGAUGCCUUUGGUGUUGUAUUCACAUUUUUCCAAAACUGUAUUCAAUGAAUUAAAAAAAUAUCAAAUGCACUUGGAAGAUGUAUUAAAGAGGCAACCACAUAGAAUUGUGUUUACAAUUUCAUAGGGCACUUGUAUUGUUUUUGUAAACAAAGUUGAUUUAAAAAGUCGUUAA
This is a messenger RNA of Alosa alosa (allis shad), 2754 nucleotides long. It is a transcript of the gene slc7a8b, whose product is annotated as solute carrier family 7 member 8b. NCBI's taxonomy places the organism in Eukaryota, Metazoa, Chordata, Actinopteri, Clupeiformes, Clupeidae. Bases 623 to 2170 code for a protein of 515 amino acids. Gene Ontology annotation, molecular function: neutral L-amino acid transmembrane transporter activity; L-amino acid transmembrane transporter activity. Gene Ontology annotation, cellular component: membrane. The transcript is spliced from 11 exons. The record is from RefSeq and is a predicted model, not a curated record. Gene Ontology annotation, biological process: neutral amino acid transport; amino acid transmembrane transport.